Messenger RNA from Parnassius apollo (apollo), 1227 nucleotides. Lineage: Eukaryota; Metazoa; Arthropoda; Insecta; Lepidoptera; Papilionidae. The record is from the annotation of a GenBank genome assembly.
AUGGCAUCGAAUGUCGUACCACUUCAAAGCCCAUCAACUUUAAACACUCCCGUGUCUGGUACUCCAGAAGUACCGAAUUUCGCACCAGAUAAUCGAAUUGUGAUUCUUUUAGAUGAAUUACAGCAUCCUUUACAAAUACAUAAUUAUCCUAAUGUGGGUACUAGCAAUUCUGCUGCGAGCAAAGUUGAGCCAAUUAAAGAUAUUAAUCUUACUCUUAAAACACCCGUUGAAAAUAAUAAAGUUGCAAAUACACCAACCUCUACUCCUGUAAAACGAAUAUGCAAACCUGGUGAUAUUAUACGAAUGAAUAGCUGCAGUGAGAAUGUAAUACUAAACAAAAAAUCCUAUACUGUUUCAAAAUCAAAUGCAAAAAAAAUAGUUAAAGAAAAGGCUGUAAAUUUAAACAAGAAGAAGAUAGAAAAGUUAACAAACAAAAUAAAAGAUCCUAAAGUACAACAUGAAGCAGACGCACAAUUUCCCAGUUCAAACAAUCCAUUCUCUAUAACAAAAAAUGUAGUCCACAUAGAAGCCGAUGAGUACGAUGACUCUGAAUCCAGAAAAUUAAUAAGUAAUCAAGUACCGAAAAACAAACAACUGAUUGUGCAAUCAAAUGCCAACGUUAAAUCAAAUAUUAACAACUUAACGGAAUAUGUGCCUAUUAAAAAAGUAACAAAUAUAAAUAAACCUAUGACUUUCAAUAACACUUUAGAAGGCCCUGCUACAAACAUUCAAAAAUUAUCUUUUACACCGUCAUUCAAAAAGAGCUUGCCUAAAACAGGUUUAUGGAAAAGAAAAUGUAUCGUUGCGAAUUUAAGCACUGCCUCAAAAACAAAUAGUGUUAUUAUAAAUUCUGUUGAUCCCACAGAUACAGUGUCCGAUAACACGAGGAACCUUGUGGACAAAGUUACUGCGAAUAAAAGUGAAAACAAAAAUACCUCAAAAGGUUAUGUAGUGAUCUUAUCUGGUUCGGCAAAAGACCUCAAGAUUGUUCGGACUGGAGAAAAGUCUUCGAAUUUAUCGAUUUCGGUGGAUUUGACGGGUGCUUCUUCCAGUAGCAGUAAUGACUUCAGAGCGACAGUGGACACCAAAGCGAGUGACACUAAGAAAAGACAGAAGACGACCGUAACGUCGAAAAUAGCUAAAAAAAUAAAACAGGAGUCAUUCAAAAUACUGACGCUGAAAGACUUUGACAUCGACGAUAACGACGAUUUUGUUGACCUCGGCUAA